AUGGAUCCCAUUGAGGAAGUCAAGUCGGAAAUAGCAGAGGUCAAGGAACAAAUCAAGGCUGUUUCAGAAGAGAUUAAGGAAGCGAAGGAGGGCAUCGAGCGUGCAGAAGAAGCUGGCAACCUGAGUGAGAAACAGCGCUGGGUGAAGAAAGAGGAGCAGCUGCGGGAGGAGAAGAACAAGCUGCUGGAGGAGAAGAACAAGCUGCUGGAUGAGAAGGCCCGGCUGCAAUCUGCAGUGUCAACUACUGGCGGCAACAAGGGCAGCAACAUGGAGGUCUGCGCACGACUUCUUGGCGAAGUUAACCAUUGGGAAGCAGAAGGAGCGCUUGAAGCCACAGCUGCAGACUUUGGAGAAAAGCUCCUAGCACCUUUCAACCCUCUCCCGGCCUCAGUUCAAAUAUACGACCAGAUCAAUGAUGAAGAUGAAAACUUGGGCCGAAAACUCAAGCUGGAAGGUGACUGCUCCCUUGUUCGGCGCGUCUCGGGUUUGCUGGAUGAUCCUGAACCAACUGCAGAGCUGAAGGAGUUGGCAACGUCAUUUAAUGUGAUGAAGUUCCUGAGCCUCCUCCAGCGUCUCGCGAAGUACGCCCCGGAUCGUCUGAGAAUCCAUAUACGGCUCUCUUGGAACCAGGCAGAGCGACGUGUGUCUCGCCCUGUCACGCAGCCCGGGACCAUCGUUCGGCCAGACACACACCUUGUGACAGAAAAGCUGUCCCUCCUGUUUGGGGAGGACAAGGAGGCGAACGACGAGCUCACAGAAGCCUGGAAGGACCACCGAAGGAAGCUGAACGGGGGCUUGAAUCCUGUCGCCUAUGGCAGAGUGCCAUUCAUCCCUCUCUACGCUGCUGCAGGCGAUUUGAUCCAAUUCGGAAGGCUGACCUCAGACGGGCAAGUUCAGCGCGCUGGCCGGGCGUAUGACUGGACCGUCCAAGGAGAUCGGAUUGCAAUCGUGAUUGCGGUGGUCAACAUCUAUAAGUUGCUUGUGACACUGGUCAAGCUCGCCCCAGAAGACCACCAGAGGUUUCCAGUGUUUGACAUCAUCUCCCGGCCAAACGGCGCGGAGAUUCUCAUUUGCCUUGCAACGGUGCACAAGAAGAUUGAGAACAGCGCCGACUUCUUUCAGAGCAUUCACAACGACUACGAAACUGUAAAGACCGCGUACGAGCUGGCCAACGGAAAAUCAUUCGCGGUCUGGCACGAGAGCAUCUCCAAUACCCCGGGAAAGAAGCGUGGUAGUACCGAUCAGCCACGCUGCAUCUACAAGGUCGUCUUGACCCGGUUGGGCUUCUGCAUCGAGGACAUCAACGAGCUGAGCGAGAGCGACCUUAGAAAAGCUGUCCGUGUGUGCUUAGAGCUCUGCCGGCUGUUCGCAGCUGCGAAGCUCGGCCAUUGCGACCUGCGAAUGUCCAACAUCCUCUGGGGGCCACAACCCUUCGUCGCCGACUUUGAGGCCGCGCACAAGCUGCCCUGGAAGGUGCCGCACAACUUCCAGCCCUUUACAGACUGGGAUGCUGGAACAUUGUCGCGAUCAAGAGAGUACACCACCAAAAGCGACGUGUACCAGGUGGGCAUCAUGAUGGACAAGUAUGACGGAUUGACAGAAGAGGGUCGGCAAUUGGCCGCGUUACUGAAAAGGAAAAAGGUAGAGGCAGAGGUCGCUUUAAAGGACCCCUACUUGUCUUGAAAAAGCAAGACUGCUUCCUCAGCCGACUGCGGAGGGAUGAGGGCUGGGCCACUUGAUUUUUACAUUCAGCAGAUGCCCAAUCAGUGCAAACACAAAGUGGAUUGGCGACAAAUCAAAAUGCAAACCUGUUAUUUCAGACCGUUGCAUAUUGGAAAGGUUUUGGGGAAAUAAGUCCGGUCACAUCGAGACAGAGUGGAAGCAAUGUUUCCGAUGUCUC
This is a messenger RNA of Klebsormidium nitens, 1900 nucleotides long. NCBI's taxonomy places the organism in Eukaryota, Viridiplantae, Streptophyta, Klebsormidiophyceae, Klebsormidiales, Klebsormidiaceae. The record is from the annotation of a GenBank genome assembly.